AUGAACGGAGUCCUCGUAGGCUGUACAUUCGCUUCUUCGUGCGCCGUACUUACUGCCAUUCUUUUUUCCACCUUCCUCUACUCUGACCUCUACUCUUUUCAUAGUGAAGUCGAGUUGGAGCUAUCAGAGUUCAAGGUUUGAAACUUUUUGCGAUUAUAUUAAAAAUUCUUUGUUCGUAGUUCUGAACAUACUAAAGAAAAAUGGAAACCCUUGAAGUUUUAAAAAAAUAUGUUUGAAUUCGUUUGGCUAGUUUUCAAAAUGAUAAAAGAUGCAAAAAUAAAGGCAAUUUUACAAUAAUAUUCAAAAAUUCAGGAUUUUUACAAUGAUGCGUGGCAGUCAAUGACAGCCGACUCGACCGUGUCGACCAAAUCCGUUUUGUCGCCGUUUGGACGCCACAAGCGUCAGGCCUCGGCUUGCAACUGCGGCGAGAAGGCCAAGAACUGCCCUCAAGGUCCCGUGGGACCACCGGGAGAAGCAGGAGAACCAGGCGAAAACGGAGAGCCAGGUAUUCCGAUAAUCUUUAUUUUUUCACCUAGGCAGUUUCUGUAAUGGAAGCGGUGCAGAGAGAAAAAAAAGUCGAUUGUUAGUCAAACUAAAAAUUUAGUUUGGGAACACGAAAAUUUAUGAAAUUUGAAGCAACAUAGCCGUGGUUAGAUUUCGUUUGAGGGGCCGAAAAGGAUUUUAGGUUUUCAUAAGAAUAGUCAUCUUUUUCUACAUUCAUAUAAAUACAUUUAUGUAGUGCCAGCCAUAAGAUUGAUUUUAUUUACUAUAAACGUUCAAUCUCGCUUUUUGCGCGUCGCUUAUCAUGCAUCGCGUGCACUGCGUACAACACAUUUCAUUUUCCGCCGUUAUGGUGGGUGUGGCGUUGAUUUGGUGUCGACAUGUCGCCGUGUUUAUCGUUCCAACUGCUCGAACUUGCAGGCCCUGAUGGAACAAGCGGAAAGCCACCCGUAGAAAAUCCGAACUAUCCUGGCAACGAGAUCAAGUGCCCAGCUGGAGAAGCUGGUCCACCAGGUCCAGAUGGCCCUGCAGGACCCAACGGACCAGAUGGACAAGCGGGAGCCGAUGGAGAGCCUGGUCUUGAUGGAGAAAACGGUCCUGACGGCGAAGAAGGAAACAAAGGUUUCAGCAUCAGGAAGUUUAUCAAACAAAAGAAUUUUCAGGCAAUAAUGGCCCUCCUGGACCACCUGGAAAUGCUGGUCGGCCGGGCCGCGACGGAAAGGUUUGCAUAGGGUUUCAUUUUCGAAUAAAAAAAACAGAUUUAUUACCUUUCCCUCAAGUUUUCCUAAUAAAUGAACCUUCAGAGAGGCAGUGGUGCACCUGGGCCUCCAGGACCUGCUGGAUCUCGUGGCCCCGCUGGAAAACGUGGAGCUGCUGGAAAUCCCGGAGAAGAUGGCAAGGUAACAAGUUUACUAGGUACCAGGAUCCAGGAAUCUUUAGGAUUUCUGCCUUAUGUAUUAUUAGGAGCAGGAAUGCACGAGGUUUUUCGAUCUCGACACGAAAAAAUAUCUUAAGAAGAGACAUUUGUGUCAAAAUAACACUUAAAACAACCGAAAAGCAAAAAGUUCUGAGAAACCUUCUUUUUAUUGAUAGAUAUUACGUAAACUCUGGAUUUAAUGGUAUUUUUUUGGUAUUUUUUUAAAGGUAUUUUUCCGGGCGACUUUCCUAUCGUACGUCAUAUUUCUGUUCUUUCUGUGUACAAAAAUCUUUUUUUAUCUCAAAUUUAAAUGAAACGAAAUUCAAUUUUUUUUUUUUGCAUCAUGAGCUCCUAAUUCUGAACAUACUAAAGAAAAAGGAAUAAACUUUGAAAUUGAAAAAAAAAAGUUUGGAGUAUGCACUAAUGCGUCCAGGUGUUUACACCAUAAGCCCCAUAAUUCACGGAAAAUUUCGACUGACGUACCAAAAAAACGCCGUGCGUGACGAGAUCCACGAGAAAAAAACGAGGAAAGAACAAGAUGAUAAAAAUUUCUAUUCCUUUUAUUAUCUUUGAAAUUUUUUGAAAGAGUUGCGUAUUCGAAGCGAAAUACUCAAUAAAAAUCGAAGGAGAGCAAAAUUGUUUGCUAUUUCAAAUUUUCGAGUUGCAGCCUGGCGAUGAAGGACCAGCUGGAGCACCAGGUCAAAGUGGCCAGCCGGGUUCAGACGGACAUCCUGGAGCGUAAGGAUUCCAUUUCUUCUCCUAUAAGACGAGAAAAAAUUUUCAGAGUCGGAAGCGCGGGCGAGCCAGGAACCGACUCGGGUUAUUGCCCCUGUCCGGCAAGAUCUUCCGCUGUGGAGAAGACCUCCGAUGGAGGCUACAUUGUGCGACGACGCUACGUUCAUGCCAACUGAGAAGUUUAUUCAUAAAGCUGAACAAGAAAACAACAAAGAUGAAAGCACAAAUAAAACAUUCCACCCGUCAGAAAAUGAAAUCAAACAAAAAACGCUAUACACCGAAAACUACUCACACAGAAGCUAAUACCAAAUUGUCUCGAUAUCUUUCGGGAAAAGUUUUCGGCAGAUCCUUUUUCGGUUCUUCCUCGGACUCGUCGGACUCGGCUGGCACCAACAGGAAGAAUAAAGAUCCCAAGGUCAAAACUGCCACGAACAAAACGAUUAUCAGAAGCUUUUCACUGAGACAUAGCUGCGUGAAAGUGAAUACGAGUAACCCCAAAGUGAAGAAAUAGAAGACGAAUAUUUGAAAAAGAAGCAAGGAGCAAUAGUUCGAUUCUUUCAUGGCGUCGACCAGAGAAAUCAGAAUAUUGGUUUUUGUAGUACAAAAGGGCGGCGACUUUCGAGAAUUAGAAGAGACGCCGUGUGCGAGGGACGCCGACUGAACGGGUUGGCGUGUCCAGGAAAUUUUGGCAAAGUUCUGCGUUAUUACGGCUGACCUCGCCGUCACUCGCGCCCAUUUACAGUAGCGUCCAACGCAUUUCCCGCGCAACAAUGCCCAAAAAAAGACAUAGAAUCAGAAAUCGAGGUACUUAGUAACACCAGAGGAGUCCCUGUAGGGGUUAGGGGGGAAGACGACCCUAUAUGAGCCGAAAAAGUGGUCCCUUUAGGGGCAAAAUUAAGGUGGUCCCUAUAGUGGUUUAGGGUCUGAUUCCCUAUAGGGGUCGUACAAUUUUGUUCAGAAAAAGUUAUUUUUUAGUUUUUCCCAUGGAAAUGCUUCUUCGCUCAGAGUUCAUGACGACGCCCCUAUAGGGCACACUAACUAAAACCUCUAGAGGGGCCACUUUUUCAAUCUUUGGAGGCCUCUAUAUGGGCUGGUAAAGUGAUCCCUAGAGAGGAUCCUUCAAGGGCCUCUAAGGCAACCUCUAUAGGGACCACUCUGGAGCUCCUAACAAAGUAUGCAUGCACCUCAAAGGACUCUCUGGAGCUGUUCAAGGCUCAAUAAAUCAGAAAAACACAAGCGAAGCUCCUUUUAUUCGAAAAAUGAAGACCUGAUUUCCACUUACAUUAAAUCAAAAACUCAACAACCCGGUCAAGUGCUGUACUCGAUCAAAUGCAAAAACUAAAGUUAUCGAACUUUGAGCGACUUUUUGAAAGAAAGAUCAAAUAGCAAUCUUGGGCAAAGUCGGAAUGGUGGAUAAAGGCCAUUAAUAGAGAGAGGCUCAAAAAAAAGGCCGCAGAAAGGCAGCAAAAAAGGAACCCUUGUCAUCCUAAAAGGAAAAUUUCGUUCUUCAUUGAGAAAGGAGAUGUUACUCUAUAACUUAUAUAGACUAUAAGGACGAGUCAGUUUUAGCCUUUCUAGCCAACCUUUUAAGAUAGAACCAUAUCUUAGGGACCAAGAAGCGAUUGUGAUCAAGGAUUUGUAGUGUAUGAAAUUUCACACAAAGCCAAGUCUGACUGUAGUAGUAUCUUCGACCUGCUGACCUUCUUGAAAUUUAAAAAAAAAAGAAAAAAUAGCUGACCCUAGAAAGAAAUAUCUGAAAUCUACAACGCAUAGCCUUAGCAUGGUAAAGUCGCAUUAACAUACAUUUUGAGAUACAAAUUUUGAAAUUUCAGAUAAAAAAGGUAAUUUUUUCCAUGUUUUUAUCGAAAAAUAAAUACAACUGGUCACAAAAAAAAAUUACGGAAAGGACAACUACGCAUACAAUUAAUUUUGAGUUAUCAGUGGACGAGAGAGCGAUAACGUUUGAGUUUUCUAUCAACGAGAGCUUAUCAGCACGGUCGGCCGGCUUGCUCAGUAUUUCCCUGCAGCCGAUCCCGAUGGCGUCGCUCUACACGGGAACGCAGGCCUUGAUUGUCUCUCUUGGAUUCGCCGUCCUCGAUGGGAUCGUCAACAUGUUCGGUUUGGCCUGGAACGGCAAGGUGAUCUUUCAACUUUGGUUAUUUUGUAUGAAUUCGAGGCCGCUAGUUCUUUCUGACGUUUGAACGGUAGGUAGGAUCUUAGUAGUUUGGAACUCCACAGUGGUCCCUAUAGGAACCUUACCAGGGAAUGAUCUUUGGACGCAAUGGGACUUCUGAAUGAGACCAGCUUUUCUAGAUGUAGUUUUUCACGCUGAUUCCAAAUCUGGCCUCAAAACUUGCCCAAUACGCCUGUGAAAAAAGUUUUGGACCCUCACGCUUCACCAAACCCUAUAGGGGCCACUAAAGCUUGCAAAAGUGAUCCCUAUAGGGAUUUUAGUUAGUGGCCCUUAUAGGGAAAUGCUAGUCGAUUUUUAUGAAUUCUAGGCGGAGAAAAAAAUUCACUUGUAAAAAAACCAUUUUGAAUAAAGUUGAAUGACUCCUAUAGGGACCACUCAAGCUUUAGGGGCUAAGACCCUAAAACAGGCUAAGGGGUCAUACUCUAAACCCCUAUAGGGACCAACUUGAUUCUACCCCUAUUGGGAUCACUUUUUCGAUUCCUAUAAGGGCCGUUUCUCCUCCUAACCCCUAUAGCGACCAUUUCAAAAUUACUAAGUGAGGAGUCUUUGGGCAUUCACCACCUUCAAAAUCUUCUUUUUCAGCGCUUCUCAACCGAAAACAUCGAGCACUGGUUUGAACUCUCCGACUACAGCUUCCUGAAGAAUCCUGUUGACUUCCUAGUUUGUUUUUUGAAGAAAAUCGUUUGAUUGUAAGAGCUGUUCCACAGGAUCUGUUCAGGUUGUGGCGUUGAUCCGAGACAGCGUCUUGAUAGGCGGCGCAAUCGCAGCCUGGGCCUCUCCGAGUGGAUUUGCCGACGUCGCCGCCAAAAUGGCGUGAGCUUUUCGGAUUCAUGAAAAUAGGACACAUCAAGAAAGUCUGACCAGGGGAUAGUCGCAGUAGGACUUCUGAAUAAGGACAAGUUCACUGAAUGUAGUUUUUACGCUGAUUCCAAAUCUGGGUUCAGAAAAUGUCCCAGCACGCAUGUUCAAGGCGGCCGGUCGUAUUACGGUAAACAAGCAAGGUUUUUCGAGAAUAAAAUGAAAAUUUUUUUACUUUUUGUGACGUAACUUAUCUUGUAACCUCGAGAAAUAGGUCCUUGACAAAUUGCAAAAAAUAAAAAAAAUUUUAAAAUUUUCUGGCUCCGAAACUGACGGCGCAAUAUUGACCGGCCACCGGCCGCCGUUCUAUUGUCUUAAACAUGCGUGGCAGAGGUUCGUGAAUACAUUUAUCGGCUCUCAAAAAUCGAAUUAUUCAGGGCUUUUUUUAAAAAGAGUAUCUUGUUCCUCUGGUAGCAGCAAUUUAAUUAUUUUUUUCUAAAAAGAAUUUUUUGAGCGUAGACAUGAUUUCGGGACAAGAACUUCCAAAAAAUAAGCCCAAUCGAAGACACGGAAAAUUUCGACUUUUGAGGGUUCAUAUCUUUCUUCACAGGCCUCUGCGGCAGUUUUCGAGUCUAAAUUUGGAAUCAGCGUAAAAAACUACAUCUAUUAAACUCGAUCUCAUUCAGAAGUCCCUCUGCUGUAUGCUCCUAACAGUUCAAACAGGGUAAAGUUGUCUUGGAGCGCUUAAUUAAAUAAUUUACCGCCGUCCAAUUUAUAAGGCUUUUCUUGCUCGUUAUUUCUUUGGCUAUCAAACUUAUUUAGAACGGUUAUACUCAUAAAAUUUCAAUAUUCUCAUCAGAAUUCUUGGAAAGAACAAUGGCAAAAGAAGUUUGCGGCAAAAGGAUUCGAACCUUCAUUAUAGGGUCUGCAGGUUGACACGCUAGCCACUGCGCCACGCUCCUAGCUGGCAUGUAGUGGUUGGUGGCGCGGCCAGAUUCCUUCCAAACGGCGUUGCGUUACAUGGUUAAGGAUAAAAUAUUUGAAAAAGCAUAUCUCCAAACUAGAAGUUUGCGCAGAUAGCGACUAUGUGAUAUCGAUUCCCAGUCCAUCAAAGAUUGUUUGAGCGAAAUUAUAGAAAAUUCUUAUUGAAAAUUCUCUUGUUUAGUCGGUUUCUUCCCCAUAGGUUUCGGUAACAAAAUCAAACUUACGUCUCCUCAGAAACGUGGUGUUCGGCGCGAUGCUGGUGAUCGUGGCGUUCGCCCCUUUGAAGCUGCUCGCCUUCUACGAAGACGACGCCGUGCGACUGGCCGUCGGCGACUGGAUCCUCAUGCUCUGGUGCAUCUUCGCCAGUCUCGCCGUCCAGGUCUUGCCUUCCUUCGUGUCUUUCUCGAAUCAAACGAUAUAUUCAGAUGAUUUGGGUGUCUAUUUUCACGAGGGUGACGGAAAAGGCUGCAGGAACCAGCGACGCUCCGCUUUUUGGCGACGGCUCAGAGGAAGAGCGUCUCAGACAGGUUGAAAAUCCCAAAGAUGAAAAGGAAAAUGAUUUUCUUGAAGGAAGAAGAAGAAAAAGCGAAAGCUCAACGAGAAACUUUCCACCUGCUGCUGCGGCUUCUCACCUACAUGGGUCGCCAGUGGAAGUACUACGGAAUGGCGUUCUUCUUCCUUUUCUGCUACUCUCUGAGUGAGACUACAAGAAAAAAAUAUCAGAUUACUGUAGUUUAAAAAAGGUUUUUCGCUUAUAACAUGGAUUUUCGUGUACUUUUUGAGACGUGACUUGUUUAGUUAUAUUGAGAGGAAGAUUCUAAAUAAAUUGCAAUAACGAAAAAAACAAAAAAAGCUAAAAAAAGCGGUCGAUUUUUUUGCUUAAAAAUCUUUCUGUGAACUGGAAACAUUUUUUUGAUUUUUCAAUUUAAUUUGCUGCGUUUUAUUUUUUUAAGUUAAAAUUAAAAUAUAAUUUUAUUAUAAUAUUUUUUUGGGUACUCUUUGAAUUUCAGAACGAUCAAAAAUUCUCAAAAACGCCAUCAUUUAGGUGCGUAAAAUCAUGGGACCAGUCGUUAGUAGCAAAUAUAAUAAUCAUAUGGCGCUCGUGGGGGUCGAACCCAACGCGUCUGCGAUGACGACUCAACGCUUACGCACUGCGCCAAAGUGCAGUCGCCCUCCCUUCUCGCGAAGGCGCGAUAUGUUCCCUCGUAGAGGGCUAGCGUCUGCUCGCUUUCAAAUGAAUUCAAAUGAGAGAUCAGAGCGCUUAUAAAUUACAUCGGCAGUUUAGAGGUUUUCUAGAAGUAGGAGGAGUUAAAAAAACUUACUGGUUAUUUUAUAAUUUAUUCAUUGGAGUUCAUUUCGAAUACAAAAGUUCGCUUUGAAAUUAUGGAAAGGUGCUGGGAAUACAACUUCCAAGCUUGCUGGGGGUCUUCUAACAGGAUGCUAGGAAUUUUCCAUAUUUACUUAUCAUUUACUUCUCAUAGUCUGUGUGUCACGGCUUGAAAUUUCACGGAACGACAUUCCGCUGUUCCGCUGCGCGCGUUCGCGAAGCGUCUUUCAAAUCUAGGUCACGCUUUCAAUUGGUUGUUAUUGCUGUGGGAGCACAUGAAAGUACAGUAUCUUAAUAAAAGAAAAAAAAAAUUAAAAGUGCGGCCAAGGUUCGGAAAGGCGCGCAGCGGCACAGCGGAAUGUCGUUUGGUAAAAUUCCAAGUCGCGGUACACAGACUAUAGCUGCCAUAUACCUUCCAAGCUUCUUCCUGAGUAAAAACUUAAACUAUGCAGGUCGAGUCUUCAUUCCCUACUACACUGGCGAGGUGGUAACAGCGGUUUUCGGAGAACAAGCGUCCUAUGAACGUCUUCACCGGACAGUGCUGGUCAUGGCUUUGUUGUCUCUGGCUUCGUGAGUCCUCUCCAGAAUCUUCAAGAAGAGCCGCUUCAGGACGGUGUUUGGCGGUCUUCGCGGAGGCUCCUUCACCUACGCCCACGCCACCAUCGACCGCCAGAUCCGCAACGACUUGUUCAAAGGCGUCGUUAAGCAGGAAAUCGGCUUCUUUGAUCUCAACAAAACUGGUGCAUUUCCAUUCGAAGAGUUUUUGCAACUGCCUUUCAGGAGAAAUCUGCUCCCGACUCUCCGCCGACUGUCAAACGAUGUCCAACACGCUAUCUCUUUACAUGAACGUCUUGACACGGUUUUGAUUUCAUUCUUCAUGUAAUCCUGGAAGUUGGCAGAAACUUGACGAUGCUCUUCGGCUCGCUGAUCUUCAUGUUCACGCUGUCAUGGAGACUCUCCAUGAUCACUCUCAUCAAUAUCCCCAUCAUCUUCCUUGUCAACAAAAUUUUUGGUGUUUGGUACGAUGUAAGUCCUUCUCGUUGAUACAAGAUCUAUAAACAAUUUCAGAAACUAUCGGAAGAAACACAAAACUCGGUGGCGAAAGCCAACGACGUCGCCGAAGAAGUUAUCUCUUCCAUCCGAACCGUUAAAAGCUUCGCUUGUGAGAAGUUUGAGUCAAGCAGGUAUGUCCUAGAAGUUUUUUGAGAAUGACGAUUAUUUAGAUUUUUGACGUUUCUCGACGUGACGCUCAAAAUUGCCACGCAGAAAGUGUUUGUCGUGAUCGGCUUGAUUUGGUCGAAUGAACUACUCCAAAUGGGCAUCUUGACGGUUGUUCUGUGGUACGGAGGCCAUCUCGUCAUUAAAGGAAAGGUCACGAAAUUCAGUAAUAUGUAUAGAUUGUGUACCACGACUUGGAAUUCCACCAAACGACAUUCCGCUGUGCCGCUGCGUGCCUUUGCGAACCUUGGUCGCGCUUUUAAUUUUUUUUUUUCUUUUAUUAAGGUACUUUACUUUCAUGUGCUCCCACAGCAAUAACAAUUAAUGGAAGCGUGGCCUAUAUUCGAAAGACGCUUUGCGAACGCACGCAGCGGAACAGCGGAAUGUCGUUCCGUGAAAUUUCAACUCGUGGCACAGACUAUAUAAAACCUGUAUGCACCAGGAAGCCUUCAAAAGCAUUUUGCAGGUCGAAUCUGGACUUUUGGUUUCAUUCUUGCUCUACCAGUUCCAGCUCGGCGAGAACCUCCGAGUACGUCAAAUUCACUUCAAUAAUAUAUAAAAAUAAUCAGGAGCUUGGAGAAGUAUGGAACGGACUGAUGCAAGCCGUCGGAGCUUCUAGGAAAGUUUUCGAGUUCAUCGAUCGCCAGCCACUUGUCCAGGUUAGAUUUUGCUCCAUUCUCUCAGAUGCCUCUUUUAGAACCACGGAAACUACAAGCCGGAUGUGUUGGAAGGCCGAAUCGAGUUCCGAAAUGUCAAGUUCAGCUAUCCGGUGCGGCCAGAUCUGACCAUCAUGGAGGUUUUUUUUUGACGGUCUCUUGUCGCAUCUCCUCUUUCGCUGCAGGACCUCUCGUUCGUGGUGAAUCCUGGAGAGGUAGUGGCUCUAGUUGGACCUUCUGGUGGCGGAAAAUCGUCCUGCAUCGCGAUGCUGGAGCACUUCUACGAACCCUUGAGUGGCGACGUUCUUCUGGACGGCGUCCCCAUCCGAGAUUACGACCACAAGUAUUUGCACACCAAAGUACGCAAAGCUUUCCUUUUUUCUCUGGCUACUCUUAUUUUCAGUUGUUUGGGUGCUGCAACAAGAGCGAGUUUUCCAUUUGCGGGGAGUACUGUAUGCGGAAAUGCGCAUUGAGUGCAUACACUUUCGUUGCGUGACGUCAUCGGGUAGGACAUCUCCGGGUUUUUUGUUUCCGAGUUUUUUUUCGAAUAUUUUUCAACUUUUUUUUUUUUUUCAAGAUACGCAUUUUUUUCUCGAUGAUAUUUUGCACGAUAAAAAAAACAGUAUCGAGAAAAAUAAAUUGAAAAAAAUUCGAAAAACUCGGAAACAAAAACCCGGUGAAGUCGCGCAACGAAAGUGUAAACACGCAAAGUGUAUGCACGCAAUGCGCAUAUCCGCAUACAGUACUCCUCGCAAAUGGAAAACUCGCUCUUGUCGUAGCACCGUUUUUUGAUGCAUUAUGAAUGUUUUAAGGUGGCUUUAGUCGGACAGGAGCCCGUUCUUUAUGCGAGAUCCGUGACACAGAACAUUGGUUACGGACUUGAUCGGUUUGACGAUGAUAUGGUCCAGAAGGUUUGUUCAAAUUUUGACUGAUUUUUUUUUUCAUUUUGUGUGAAAUUAUUCUCUAUUCGGAGAAGAUAAAAGAGCGGAAGCAAAAAGAAGCUUAUUGAAUCUCAUGGGGAGAAAUUCGUUGAGCGAAAAGAUUGAUGUGCAGGCGUCAAAAUUAGCCAACGCACACACAUUCAUCAUGGACACGACCGACGGAUACAACACGGACGUCGGCGAGAAAGGCAGUCAAAUGUCGGGUUCGUCCAUUUAACUAUUACUGUUGAGCAUUUUUGCUCGGAACUCAUUAGGAACUCCAGAGUGGUCCCCAUAGGAGCAACCUUAGGGACAACUGGAGAGCCACUCUAGGGACCACUUUACCAACCCCCUAUAGGGGCCACUCAAGCUUGCAAAAAAGUGUUCACUAAAAGGGGUUUUUAGUUAGUGGUUCUAUAGCCGACAUGCUAGUCCAUAAAUUUUAUAAACUCCAUUAAAUGAAAAAAUUGAAUGACCUCUAAAGGGGAGCACUUAAGCUUUAGGGUAUAAGGGUUCAGCCCCUAAACCCCUAUAGGGACCGCCUUAAUUUUUACCCCUAUUGGGACCACAAAAGUGAAGAAAGGCUAGUGAUUUUAAUGAGAAAACAAAUGGAUUUGGAAUACUAUUCAUGUACAAUCAUAGGGGUCCAACCCCUAUAGGGGCCACUAAAGUUUGCGAAAAUGAUCUCUAUAGGGACCAACUGGACUUCCUAAGUAUGUACGAUGCAUAUUUCUUUAGGAGGCCAGAAGCAGAGGAUCGCAAUCGCUCGAGCCUUGGUUCGUCAACCAGUCGUCCUGCUUUUGGACGAGGCCACCUCAGCUCUCGACUCCGAAUCCGAACAUUUAGUGAACCAAACCAUGAGCUUUCCUUUUUUGAAGGAGAUUUUCAGGUUCAAGAAGCCAUCUCCAAGAACUUGAAGGGAAAGACAGUAAUUCUGAUUGCCCAUCGGCUCAGCACGGUCGAGAACGCCGACAAAAUCGUCGUCAUCAACAAGGUUGAUCAUAACGAGAAAUUGAAUAAUUUAUAGAAAAGACCGAUUUUUCAAGGGUAGAGUAGAGCAGAUGGGAACACACAAGGAGCUCAUCGCUCAAGAAGGAAUGUACAAGACUCUUGUUCAACGACAAAUGAUGGGUCAGUUUUUCUUACAGUCCUGUUUGUGGAGCUUUUUUGGUGUCACUCAUGUUUUUGUGGGCUUUUUUUUAAAACUUAAUGUUAAAAUUCUUUAGAUUCCUAGUUCAGCGCAGAAUACAUAGGCAAAGUCGUAAAGGGUGGAAAAAAAGGCCUUUUUUGCUUUUUUUUGCCCCAUUUCUUCGGCUUUUAUGCACCACUCUUUCAUUUUCCACCAUUUCUAGAGCCCUUAAGUUCGCAGAAAAAAUGGAAGGCUCGAUAAAGGGACUCUUUUUGCGGCCUUUCUGUGGCCUUUUCUGAGCCUCUCCCUUUUACCAAAAUCCACCGUUCAGACUUUGCCCGAGUUGCAAUGUAAAACAAAAUUCUCGUUUCUUUUCAAUAAUAUUUUCUGUUUAUAGCAGGUAGCGACGAGUUGGAGGAGGAGGAGGGAAGAGUUGCCGCAAGAGAUGACGCCAGCUCGUUCUGUACGAGGCAGACGGAUCCGCAGUCCAUCACAGUCAGUCUCGCAGUCCUUCUUGGGCACUUCCAUCAACAGCAACUACCUUUAACAGCUCUUUUUUUUGUUUUGUUUGUCUCGCAGAUCGAAUGAAUGCUCUAUAUUUUUUGGGGAACAGCUCUGUUUGCUUGGAGGCUGAAUCAGCAAGGGACGCGAUCUCUCAAGAAUCAAAUCACUCGUCUUCCCUUUUCCGAUGCCUGAAAGGUCGUCCUGCAAGUACGUGCCGUUGACGACGUCCGACCUGGGAUGGCGUCGGUCGAAGGAGCCGCGGAUCGAGCCGCUCGUCGCUCUGGAAGCUCGUCCCAAGGUGCCGUCGCAGAAGAUCUCCGAGCUGAAGACGUGCUGCAAACGCGUCCGCUUCCGAGUCUGA
Molecule: messenger RNA, 12243 nt
Organism: Caenorhabditis auriculariae
Lineage: Eukaryota; Metazoa; Nematoda; Chromadorea; Rhabditida; Rhabditidae
Source: the annotation of a GenBank genome assembly